UCGCUACUAUGCGCCACCUACAAUUGGGGCCUCUUAUAGGGCAGUCGUUGCAGUCGAACUUGACAGAUCAGAGCAAAUCAGUCAGUUGUUCAGAGACGCUCGAACUGACAGGAUCAUUUGAAGUGCGACAGUUGUUGUAGACACUUAGUAAGUUCAGCAAGAUCAUAGUUAUUGUCAACAUGGUGCAAACACGCUCGAUGCAAAGAAAAAGCGGCGGAGCUCUGUGCGGGGACUUCGUUCCGCAAAGGCGGCGAACUCAGAGAAUUGCGGUGAGAGAAGAGAACGCCGAGACUAUUCUUCGAGAUGCGAUCGACGUGGUUUUCAAAUAUCUGGACAUGCGUGAUCUGCAUGCUGCCUCUCAAGUCUGCAGUUCUUGGAACGUAGCAGCAGCCCGAGAAGCGACGAAAAGGAGCCAUAUACAGCAACUGCUGAUACCUCACAACUCAGAAGACCUUGCCAACUCCAACUCCGUCUAUCACAUACCCGCCGCUCUGAGCGUCAAGCCAUGCGUGGCCCUGUUUUUUGUGGAAUCUAGACUGAUAGAGGAAUUCAAUUUCGGACGUUCGGACAGCUCGCUGCCCAUAGCUCGUCAAAUGGGGUCAGUCCGUACAUUAGCUCCACCGAUGAUGGACAACCAUUUCGAAAACUGUUUUAUGUCGCCAGUUUUCAACGUCUACAAACAGCAGCUUCCUGAAAAGCUGAUAGGAAUGGAAGUCUCCGAGUACACGACAGACAAACACGUCGCCAUGCCGAAGGAGCUGAAGCAACAGGUCACUUUGGAGGCUGCAGGUAGCCAGAGCAUCCUCGGGAUAUUCCUGCCGAAGAAAAAGGAAUUGAACGUGCGCGUGGCGUGGUGCGAGAAUUUCAACGACGACGUAAACGACGUGGCCGACAACAUAGCCGAUCAACUGAUCUUUGAUGAUCUGCCUGAGAAUUACGGAUCCGCCAUGCUGGUAUUCGCACAGUCGCUGGCGGGAUACUUCCUCGCUGAGAAAGUCGUACUGAACGUAACCAGAAAAUAUCCGAGCAGAAACGAGCACGCCUGGGGUGGCCUGUUUGGCAAUGAGCUCGGGGCCACCAACUGUCAAGAGAUUGACUCGUCGAUCGACAACAAGAAAAUCUUCGUAGGACUAAGAAUCGCUAGUCCGGGACUUCAGACCUGGAUGACAGUCAUCGACUGCUCGGACAGAAGAGAUGAGGUAGUGCAAAAACUGCAGGAGUUUAGACAGCAAGUGCAACGCAAGAAGCACACCAUUGGACUGGCCUAUGGACCGAAGUUCAUACGACCUUUUGCCAAAAGUAAUAUCGAUUUGUUUUACGAUGGCCAAGAUGUCAUGAGAGCGAUCAAAGGUGUCUUCACCGACAUCGGAUUCUCGGGAUUUCUCAAUCGCGAUUCCAGGAUUUUGAUUAGCUCCAAUGCGAUUGACGAAGAAUUGUGCCAGAGAAUGAGUCGAGAUAAGUUCAUGACUCUGAUCGUCAUCGCUUACGACUGAAGCUUUCGUGGAGAAUUUCACCGAGAUCGAAUAAAUAGUUAUGACAUAUGUACAAAUGUAAAUACCUGCAAUAAAAU
Molecule: messenger RNA, 1570 nt
Organism: Nasonia vitripennis (jewel wasp)
Lineage: Eukaryota; Metazoa; Arthropoda; Insecta; Hymenoptera; Pteromalidae
Exons: 5
Coding region: 180-1493 (437 amino acids)
Molecular function (GO): protein binding
Source: RefSeq, a predicted model, not a curated record